Molecule: messenger RNA, 663 nt
Organism: Cajanus cajan (pigeon pea)
Lineage: Eukaryota; Viridiplantae; Streptophyta; Magnoliopsida; Fabales; Fabaceae
Product: lipoxygenase 4, chloroplastic
Biological process (GO): lipid oxidation
Molecular function (GO): oxidoreductase activity, acting on single donors with incorporation of molecular oxygen, incorporation of two atoms of oxygen; metal ion binding
Source: RefSeq, a predicted model, not a curated record
ACGUACAGGAGGAGAACACGUGGUUGAAAAUGGCCUUGGCCAAAGAAAUUAUGGGACAGUGUAUGGUGGAAGCAUUUUGCUCAAAUGUUUCAAGAUUGUCUUUGCAACCUAAACGUUGGUGCAUUAAGAGGCAUGGAGCAGUUACCAUGACAUACUCGGAGCUUAAGACCAUGUUGCAACAAGAAGCACCCUUUAAUUUUAUCAAGGAUGACUCGUCCAAGAGAGACCUUGCCCUCAAUCCUGUCACUUUGACCAUUACGGCAACUGUAACCAUAAAAAAUAGUAAGAUCACUUAUACGGAGAAGAUGGCCAUGAUGCUUCCACAAUUUGAUGUUUUCAACAAUGCCCUUCGUGAAAGAGGAAUUGUCAUACAGCUAGUUAGCACUCAAGUUCAACCCGGAACAAUGGAGCCAAAGCUAAGUAACCAUGUUGUGUUGGACUGGUUGAAACACUUCAAGGUUGAGGAUGAGAGGUCCACAUAUAAGGUAGAAUUUGAGAUAGAUUCAAAUUUUGGGUUACCAGGAGCAGUUACUGUGAGUCAAUGAUGUCGGUGUUCACCAGCUUGUCCAUCACUGGUUGAGGACCCACGCAUGCAUGGAACCAUUCAUCAUUGCAUCUCACCGUCAAUUGAGUAUUAUGCACCCUAUUUUCAAACUUCUAAAG